AUGGAUAAUGAAGUCAUGGAAACCCAUGCCAUGCAUCUGCUUAACGAGUACUUGGUCCUCGGAUGUGGCUGUAUUGCCCAAGCCGUCCUCAGCCGAGGUGUCUUGGGAGGAAUCGUCACUAUCAAUGUCGGAUUUGCUAUGGCAGUCGUCACGGCCAUUUAUGUGACUGGAGGUGUCUCAGGAGGUCACAUCAACCCCGCUGUGUCUUUGGCAAUGUGUGUCUUUGGAAGGAUGAGAUGGUACAAACUGCCAUUUUAUGUGGGAGCCCAGUUUUUGGGAGCCUUUGUGGGAUCCGCAACUAUCUUCGGUGUUUACUAUGAUGGACUCAUGUCCUUUGCUGGAGGAAAACUGAUCAUCACGGGAGAAAACGCAACAGCAUUCAUUUUUGCAACCUACCCAGCUCCGUAUCUCUCUUUGGCGAAUGCAUUUGCAGACCAAGUAUUGUCCACCAUGUUCCUCCUCAUGGUUGUCUUCGCCAUAUUUGACUCCAGAAACUUGGGUGUCCCCAGAGGCCUGGAGCCCGUUGUCGUUGGUCUCCUGAUUAUUGCCCUGUCCUCUUCUCUGGGGCUCAACUGUGGCUGUGCCAUGAACCCCGCUCGUGACCUGAGCCCCAGGCUUUUCACUGCUUUGGCAGGGUGGGGGUUUGAGGUGUUCACAGUUGGAAAUAACUUCUGGUGGAUCCCGGUCGUGGGUCCUCUGCUGGGUGGCAUCCUUGGAGGUUUCAUCUAUGUCCUGUUCAUCGAAAUCCACCAUCCCAAUGCCCACCCAGACUUCGAGGAAGAACAAUCUGAGAACAACAAGCCAGAGAAAUAUGAACUGAGUGUCAUCAUGUAG
Messenger RNA from Dipodomys ordii (Ord's kangaroo rat), 834 nucleotides. It is a transcript of the gene Aqp9, whose product is annotated as aquaporin 9. Gene Ontology annotation, biological process: water transport; glycerol transmembrane transport. Gene Ontology annotation, cellular component: basolateral plasma membrane; plasma membrane. The record is from RefSeq and is a predicted model, not a curated record. Gene Ontology annotation, molecular function: glycerol channel activity; urea transmembrane transporter activity; water channel activity. The transcript has 6 exons. Lineage: Eukaryota; Metazoa; Chordata; Mammalia; Rodentia; Heteromyidae. Bases 1 to 834 code for a protein of 277 amino acids.